AUGCGGUUCAUUCCGCCUGGUGAUUUCCCACGAAAAAACCUGCAAAUCACCAAACAUGAUGGAGUUCACGUCGACGAUGUCAGAGGUCAUGAAGACGCACUUUCGUUUGAGAAAAACGGCUUCUUCCUAAUGAAGCUUGACGAACUGAUGCAGAUUGAGGAUUUCGACCGAAUGGACCUCAUUACAUCCGUGUACUUGCCACAGGUUGCCGAGUGCCUCAAGAAGCGCCUUGGCGCCAGUCGAGUUCAAGUCCACGACUACUUGGUGCGCAAGAGUCAUUCAACUUUCCCCAUCUCGACGGGCAAGCCUUACAAGUGGGAACAGCCUGCCACCCUCCUUCACAUAGUCCCUGAAAGCACUCUACUAGACUCUACCCCUGAGGGCACUCGACAAAUUGUGCAGGACUUAAAUAAAGACGGCAGCUCUCUGGUGAAGAUGAGAUACCAAUACGUCACUGUUUGGAAACCCAUACGGGGCCCAGUCACAAGAUGGCCACUAAUGAUGGGAGACACGUCGACAGUCGACGCCGAUCACGACCUAGAGGCUCGAGACAUGGUCUAUUAUGGCAAUGUUGUGGAUACUCACCUUGUAUACAAGUCAGAGGCUCACAGGUUCAUGUACUUGAGCGACCAGCAAUCCAGUGAGGCGUGGGUCAUGUUGCAAUCAGAUUCCAGUGGUCUCACCGGUACUCCGCAUACCGCCUUUCCCAACCCAACAGCUUCCGAUGCUGACCCCGGACGUGAAAGCAUCGAAGUUCGAACAUUGGUGUACUACAAUGAGUGA
Molecule: messenger RNA, 783 nt
Organism: Thyridium curvatum
Lineage: Eukaryota; Fungi; Ascomycota; Sordariomycetes; Thyridiales; Thyridiaceae
Exons: 5
Coding region: 1-783 (260 amino acids)
Molecular function (GO): oxidoreductase activity
Source: RefSeq, a predicted model, not a curated record